This is a messenger RNA of Eucalyptus grandis, 974 nucleotides long. RefSeq names its product F-box protein PP2-B1. The coding region runs from base 114 to 974 and encodes 286 amino acids. Gene Ontology annotation, molecular function: protein binding. The record is from RefSeq and is a predicted model, not a curated record. The transcript has 3 exons. NCBI's taxonomy places the organism in Eukaryota, Viridiplantae, Streptophyta, Magnoliopsida, Myrtales, Myrtaceae.
CGCUCGCGCGCUCUAUAUAAGCGCACCGAAUCAAGCUCUGAAUCAUCAUCGUCUCUCCGAAAGGCGUCAACUUCAAGCCGUUUUAGCUACACCCAUUUCUUUCAGUUCUUCUAAUGGCAGUGACCGAAGCGACGGGUCGAGACGGUCCCGACUUCUCCGCGUUGCCCGAAGGGUGCAUCGCCAACGUUGUCUCCUUCACGAGCCCACCCGACGCGUGCAGGAUCGCGUCAGUCUCGCCAGUUUUCAAGUUGGCAUGUGAUUCCGACGUGGUCUGGGCGUCGUUCUUGCCGGCAGACUGCCGCUCGAUGGCCUCCCAGAGCGCUUCGUCGAUGAAGGAGCUCUACUUCAGUCUCUGCGACCACCCCGUUCUCAUCUGCGAUGGCAAAAUGAGCCUUUCGCUGGACAGGCAUAGUGGGAAGAAAUGCAUCAUGCUAUCUGCGAGGGCUCUGUCUAUAACAUGGGGUGAUACUUCGAGAUAUUGGUCUUGGAAUCACUCGCCCAUCUCCAGAUUUGCAGAAGUUGCUGAACUCAUCAGGGUAUGUUGGCUCGAAAUCAGAGGCACCAUUAGUUCUUGCAUGCUGUCGCCGGGAACCCUUUAUGCAGCGUAUUUGGUAUUCGAUGCCAGCACGUCUGAAGGAUUUGAAUUGCGGCCUAUAGAGGUUGGAGCUGGAUUUGCUGGUGCUGAAGUGGGCAAACAGGAGCGCGCUGCUUAUGUAUCCAGAGCGAUGACGGCGAGGUUUGGUUUUCAGGGCAGGUCGCCAUGGUUUGCAUCUGCAUGGCUAGAGUUAUGUGAGAAUGGGAAUUUUCCUAAAGAGAGGCGAGAUGGGUGGUCAGAGAUAGAGUUAGGUGAGUUCCUAACGAAGGAUGGAGAAGAUGGGGAGGUUGAAAUGCUUUUCAAAGAGACGAACGGUGGUAAUUGGAAGUCCGGACUGGUUGUGGAAGGGAUCGAAAUUAGGCCCAAGGAUAGGAAAUAA